Ordospora pajunii is the source of this 489-nucleotide messenger RNA. RefSeq lists its product as uncharacterized. The record is from RefSeq and is a predicted model, not a curated record. Bases 1 to 489 code for a protein of 162 amino acids. Lineage: Eukaryota; Fungi; Microsporidia; Ordosporidae. The transcript has a single exon.
AUGAUACUGGUGGAUGGGCAUGAGCUAAGGAGGAACUCGAUUAUAGAGCUGUGUGUACUACCAGACAUGAUGGUGCACAGAAUUAUGGCAGGCAUAGGAAGGCAGGUGGCGAAUGCAGUGUUUGUAGACACUGUCGGAAACCUGAGGUUUGUGACAGAUGCUAUCUAUGUGUUGAGCUACAGAAAGCUUGUGAAGACUCUGCUGUCGUUGAGAUCCAGACAAGGAUUUGUGCUGUUUAUUGACUCAAUGACAUUUAUUGCAGACAAGCAAGUGUCUGAUGCACAAAAGAUAUACAAUGUUCUGUGGGAGCUUGUGUAUGGGAGUGAUGCCACGGUGAUUGUUUCGAACCAUUACAAGGUGCAGCAAGGCAAGCUUGUGCCACGGCUUGGGGUACGAUGGGAGAUGAUGGCCAGCUACAGGGUGAUGUUCAGGCAUACAAAAGGCAAUACUGUAUCAUCAGUACACACAAACGAGUUGUUUGAGCAGUAG